Symbiodinium pilosum is the source of this 542-nucleotide messenger RNA. The record is from the annotation of a GenBank genome assembly. Lineage: Eukaryota; Dinophyceae; Suessiales; Symbiodiniaceae.
GCCCUGGAGCAAGACCUUCCGAAGAUGGAGGCCGCCUUUUCGGAUUUGGCUCCGCUGUCCUUCCGCCGCGGCGGUCGCUGGAAUUUGACCCCGGUCGUCCACGUCGGCCUCAGAUCUGGUCCUGGGCAAGACUGUGAAGUUGAGCUGGACAUUUUCCUCCGCCAGGAGCCCCUUUUGGCGGAGAAGGAUUUCCCUUCAAGCGAGGAGGUCUUUCCACUUUGUGCCGUGGACUUUCAUGGCGUCCAGGCGCCAGCACCCUGCCACCCCGAGUCCCUGCUGGAGCGACUCUACGGCGCGGAUUGGCAAAGAACCGUCCGCGUGUGGAGCCAUGAUUUCAAUCCUUUCCAUAGUCUCGCCCACAACCCUGACCGUGUGACGAUGUCAUUGGAAGCAUACUCUGCGAUGGUCACUGGAGCAGGCUACCGUGCUCCGGUGGCUCUGCAUUUGGAUCCCUGGGAGUCCUUGAAACUCCUGGAAGGCGCCGGGGUGCUCCGGAAACUGCGGAGCCGCCGCGAGGAGACCUGGCUCGAGAAGCUCCAGAG